AUGACUCACCCGUUAAGAGUAGAUGAUUUUGUUGAUGAACUUCGAAAAUAUGAUAGAAAAGAAGACUUUAUGGCAGUAAUGAGAACUUACGAAUAAAGAUAUUAUGAUUAAUUUGAAUAAUUUGCAAAUAACAACUUUCCGCCUGAGUUAUAGAGAUAACAAAUGCCAAAACAAGAAUAACUAUUCAAGCAAUAACCUUAAUAUUAAAAACCUCCGAUUGUUCGCUCAAGUUCAGCAAAUAAAUUAGAUUACUAAGAUUAAUACUAAAUAUUUCCUUAAUAGGCAAUUUAACAACCUUAAAUACCUUAAAGACUACAAUCAAGAGGUGAAAUUUAAGAUCCUUUUAAGAGACCAUAAGAGCAAUUUGACAAUCGAUUAAGUCCUGUUGCCUAAUAGGAUCCCUUUAGAGGUUUAAAUAAAUAGCAAUAUAUUACGCAACAAAGAAACCCUGCUUAGAUUCCAACUCAAUAAGUGCCAUUUUCCCCCUUUCUAGGUUAACCUGUAACAAAUAAUGCUUAAUAAAUUGGUCUACCUUUUGGAAACUAGGUUGGAAUUCCAAACAACAAUCCACAGUUCCAAAAUUAUGGAGCUUAAUAACACUAGUUUUAUGAACAACCAAUAUAUUAAUAAUAGCAAACUAUAUCAUACCCAAAAACAGGGACAAACUAAUAAUAGUAAAUGGAUGCCUUUCUUAAUGAUAUAAGAUCUUAAAGGAUACAGAAGUAAUAGUAAUACAAAUGA
Messenger RNA from Paramecium tetraurelia, 741 nucleotides. RefSeq lists its product as uncharacterized. The transcript has 2 exons. The record is from RefSeq and is a predicted model, not a curated record. NCBI's taxonomy places the organism in Eukaryota, Ciliophora, Oligohymenophorea, Peniculida, Parameciidae.